CCCGGGCUAAUUCAUAUUUAAAUACAUCAGAAAAUGUAGAUUCCUCUCUGAUCUACACAAUUGUUUUCGUUUCCCCCUCUUCCUUACUGUUUUUUUUUGUAAUAAAAAGUGCGUUCAACGUGAUCAACGUGAUUGAAAUGAACGAAAUGUGAAUUUGAAUGAAUUAUUGAAUUUAAAGAAAAAAAAUAUUUAAAAAAUGUCGAAUAAAGAAGAAAUUGGUGCAGCUGAAUGGAUUCCUAAGGUUAAUGUUGAUACAAAUGAAUAUUCUAGUGAACAAUAUGAAGGUUCCAUGGACAAGUUAAUUCGCAAGUGUAAAGAAAGUCCUGGUGUACCUUUGGGACUUUUGGCAACUACCAGUGCUCUGACUUAUGGUCUUUAUCAAUUUAAAAAAGGCAAUAGUAUGAAACAACAAUAUGCCAUGCGUGCUAGGGUUACUUUUCAAGGAUUAACACUUGCUGCGGUUGUAUUCAGUCUUUGGAUUGCAAGGGCAAAUGACAUGAAAAAAAGGGGCGAAGAAAAAUCUUGAAAAAAAUUACUGACCGAUUUUGUCUAAUUUAUGAUAAAUAGUUACAUGUACAGCAUAAAUAGGACCUUAAGCCAUUGUAUUAUUUAUAAAUAAAACAUAACUGUUUUAAUAAAUUAGUAGGAUUUUUAAUAUUUCAAA
This is a messenger RNA of Leptopilina heterotoma, 664 nucleotides long. Its product is annotated as HIG1 domain family member 2A, mitochondrial. The transcript has 2 exons. The record is from RefSeq and is a predicted model, not a curated record. Gene Ontology annotation, biological process: mitochondrial respirasome assembly. Gene Ontology annotation, cellular component: mitochondrion. NCBI's taxonomy places the organism in Eukaryota, Metazoa, Arthropoda, Insecta, Hymenoptera, Figitidae. The coding region runs from base 197 to 526 and encodes 109 amino acids.